This is a messenger RNA of Fusarium pseudograminearum CS3096, 1062 nucleotides long. RefSeq lists its product as uncharacterized. Lineage: Eukaryota; Fungi; Ascomycota; Sordariomycetes; Hypocreales; Nectriaceae. Bases 1 to 1062 code for a protein of 353 amino acids. The transcript has 2 exons. The record is from RefSeq and is a predicted model, not a curated record.
AUGACAAUGUUCCCGCCUGUCGAGGACUCAGUCCUACAGAAUAACCCAGACUUUGCCAAUCUUUAUAAUAAACUUACGAAUGUUGUUCUCAACCCUGACUGUUCGACGCAGAAUGGCCCAAGGGCCAAAGAGCGGGCUUCUGUUCGACAGGAACUCGACCGUCGCCGUCUGGUUUCUGCGAAACAACAUCUUCUUACCUGUGCUAUCUCAUCGGCAACACCAUCAAGCACACCGCCUGCAACAAGGGCAUCCUCCCGUCUGCAACCUCCCAAGGGUCAUCAAGCAGGAGGCUCAAACUCUCAGCAACAACAACCCUCGCUUCCGGAACCUCUUCUAGAUCUUCUAAUUGUGCUCCCUCCACUUCUGGACGCCAAUAAUCCACCUCUUCCUCAAGAUACCCUCCAAUUACUGUUUGCUCAUCCCCCCCUUUCUGAACUCGAGACUCUACUCCCGGCAUUGGCGCCGAUUAUUGCUUCGAAUCUGCGUACUUGGGCACUGGGACUUGCGCGAAUUGCACAUCCUUCCACGAACGCUUCCUUCCUUCACCGUCACAUCGCCUCAUUACCAACUACGUUAUCUGGCUGGCGUUCCGACCUCGCUGCCGCCGAAACAGAACUCAGCUCCCAUCGUCUACGCUCUCUUGCCGCCUUGACAUCUCUUCUCCAAGCCGCCACCAAUGCGCUAAGUCUUUUGAUUCGAGCCCUCGAGGUUAAGCAUGGAAAAGUAGCUCGUAGCCUAGAGCUUCGUGCUGCAGAAGCCUCACUUCAUGCCCGUCGGUAUGACGCCGAUGCUGUUAUCACCGCAGCUUCUGUGCGUCGCGCAUUUUAUACCCCUGAAGCGAUCACCGCUCUUAGGAAUUAUGGUGCCCAUUUGCGUGAUGCUAAGAUGCGAAGUGAGGAGCGUGUUCGAGGCUUGGCAGCUGAGCUUGGAGAGUACGGCGUUGGUGUUGACGGUGGAGAAAGCAAAGAAAAAAAGAUGAGGGAGAUGUCAAGAGUAUAUCGGGAAAUGACGAGACAAAUGGAUGAUACGAGAAGAGAUUUAGACCGAUUGAACCAAGGAUGA